AUUUGUUUUCGCCUGCUGUUCGAGCGGUUGACUGACGUUUUAGAUGAUUUUACGCGCUUUAUGUUUACUAUAGAUUACGGUAUAUAGAAGUAUGAUUAAUGAAUAAUGCUACGCUUAGACACGUCUUUCAGUGUUGUGUUUGUGGGACGAUAUUGAAGAUCGUGCUUUUGAUGUUCUGGGAUGUGGCUUCCGUUCCUGUCAAACUGUCAGAGAUGGGUAGGCGCGGCUUCUCUAGUGCUUCCACUUCAGCUGCCCUCAGCUUCCUCUCUCGUAUAGCGACACCGCCAACCCCAUACUAAGACGCUUCGUGGGGUGACGCGCACACGAACGGUAGAGCAUGCAACUCCUGCAGGCUGUACUGCCUUUCUA
This is a messenger RNA of Dothidotthia symphoricarpi CBS 119687, 369 nucleotides long. RefSeq lists its product as uncharacterized. NCBI's taxonomy places the organism in Eukaryota, Fungi, Ascomycota, Dothideomycetes, Pleosporales, Dothidotthiaceae. The record is from RefSeq and is a predicted model, not a curated record. The transcript has a single exon. The coding region runs from base 99 to 299 and encodes 66 amino acids.